UCAUUUUAUUUUCACUCUGCAAAAAGCCGCUAUUGAAUUUAACUCUUGUAUGAUUUUUUGCUUUAUUUGAUGAAAUUUUUUUCAUCAAUACUUUUUCACUGGUAAACACAUCUCUCUUGUAAGAAUAAAAAAUUAAAAAGUUAUUCAAUUUUUAAUCAUCAAAUUAAUUAGUUUUGUUAACAUUUCCUUUGUAUUUAAAGAGUGAUGAAAGAGAUUGGAGGAUUGGUUGUGUGGUUAUAUUAGUAAUUUAUACAAAUUGUUGAAUGCGAUAUUGAAGUUUUAAAGAAUAAAGUACGUAUGGCCACUUAUACCGCAUACCGCAUUACCGGAAUGUAAAGUGGUCCAGGCAAGUGAAAGAAAUUCUAUUUUCGGAGAUACGUAGGAUCGCAGAGGCGUAAAAAAAGAUGUGAUGUCAAGUUGUAAAUUGCUAUAAAAGCUUAUUUAAAAUUUUUGUUUUACAAAAUCAUUUUAUCACAUAGUAGUAAUGUAAUUAGGCUUGUUUACUAUCUAAAUGUAACUUGGAAUUUCUGGGACGGUAACCUCAUUUAAUAAUAAAUUGGAAACUGAUGAUAGAAACAAAGAGAGAUGAGUAUCCUGUUCAUGAUCAAUAACUCUCAGUGGUAAUAAUUAGAAUAAAUUUCAACAGUGCAUUGAUAAGAAUCUAUCAAAACAAAAAUUUUAAAAAAAUGGCAGAACUGAUGGAAAAAAAAUCAACAGAGAUAGUAAGUACAACAAAGAAUGAAUUUGUGUGUGGUGCUAUGUCUAACACUGCUUUGAUAGAUCUCGAUCAAUUAACCACGAGUAAUAGUCAGCUGUUAAAUAUUUGUGGUGAUAAACAAAAUGAAGAUGAUUUAAUAAGGAAAAAUAAUACAAAAAAUGAAUUGUGUGCUGAGGAGAAGAGCCUUCAAGAAUUGAUUGAAAGUGAACUUGCUUUAAGAAUCUAUAUGAGAAAUGAUACUGAAACUGACGAGUUGAUUAGUGAAAACGAUCAAGUAUUGAAUGGUCAAUCUAAUACAUCAACUAUGAAUAAUGUUGCUCAACCUCAUCAAGAUUUAUUACUUAUUGAUGCAGAUUUAGAGACAACGACUGAUGAUUCUACUGUCAGCCAAAAUCCUGCCUACGAUUUUUACAACGAUAAUAAAUGCUCAGACUUUUCUAAUAUUAAUCAAACCAUUGAAAAUAAACCAAUUGAUCCUAUUGAUUGUGAUAUAAACAAUUUUAUUGAAAUAGAAAAGAAUAUUUGUAAUCUACAAGAUGAAAGAAAUUGUCAAUCAAAUAGCAAUGAUGAUAAUGUUGACGUAACUGAUCAAAUUCCUGUAAGUAAUGGAAUUAUUGAAACGGAAGUUGGUUCUUUAUCAACUGAUAAUGAAGUUUAUCCAGAAAUGGAAGUAAAAGAUAAACCACAAGAAGAAAAUAAAAAAAAAAAUAUUGAUAAAGAAACAGAAAUAAUUCAUGAUGAAAAAGUAUCAAGUCAUGAAUCUUUGGCAUCAGUUGAAAUAAUUCAAUUUAACUCAAUUGAUGGAGUCUUUGAAGUAGAAGAACAAUUUGUAUCACAAACAACAAAUACAACGAAUGUAAAUGUAGAACAAAUAAGUAACGUUGAGGAUGUUAUGGAGAAUGGUGCUGAUGAAAAGCGUGUGACAGAUGAAAUGAAUGUUGAAUUAAAUAUCCAAGUCACUCCAACGACGACUAACGACCUUAUAAAUUUGACUAAAAUAACUAAUACAGGUGUCUGUGAUUCAAGCAUGCGGUUUUCUUUAUCAGAACAAUUACCAGAUUUGGGAAAUAACAGCAAUGAUGAUUUAUCUAGUGCAUGUGAUAGUGAAAGCUGUGAGGAAGUGAUAACAGUUACUUCAUCCACGACGAAAAAUUCAACGAAAACAAAGAAAAAAAAAAUUGAGGGAGUUACUGGUAAUGAUGUUUCAUCUACAGUUAAUACAUCACGUACGAAAAAGACGAAGAAAAGUAAAAAGAGUGAUCUUGAAAAGGAAAAUAUAUCAGUGAAAUCGAGUUUUAAUAAAUUUGAUGCACUCAGUAAGAAAUCAGUGCUUCAUGCUCGUAGUAUUGAUGCUGUAAAAGCUGAUCAACAUCUCAACCUGGCGGGUCAAAAUGGAGAUGCAAAUCCCAACUGUCGCAGCUGUGGCAAGGUCGUGUUUCAAAUGGAGCAAACAAAAGCUGAAGGUUUAAUAUGGCACAAGAAUUGCUUUAGAUGUGCUCAAUGUAGCAAACAACUAAAUGUUGACAAUUAUGAAAGUCACGAAAGUACACUUUAUUGUAAACCACAUUUUAAGGAAUUAUUUCAGCCAAAACCAGUUGAAGAAUCGAAUCGUCCUACUUGUCCACAAAAGCCAGAGUUGAUAAUUAGAGAAAAUCAUCCAAAAGAAUUACCACCUGACGUAGUCAGAGCAUCUGAUAAACCAGAUCUUGGACUAGAAGAAUUAUCGUCUCUUAACGUCAAAUCACGUUUUCAAGUAUUCGAAAAAUCUGCUGAUACUUCAGUUAAUGAUAUCGAGAGAUCACCAUCACAAGUUUUAGUUAAAAGAUCACCAAGUAUUCUAAGUAAACUUGCCAAAUUCCAAGCAAAAGGUAUGGAUAUUGGUGUAGCUGAUGAAUCUCUAAAUGGUAUUCCAUAUGAAGAAUCAAGUGAAAGUGAAGAGGAGGAAGAAAAUGAACAAGUUGAAGAAGUGGAUUCGGAAAUAGUCAAGUCAAAACGAGUUGCUCGAGAACGUCCAAUAAGUUUUACCAAAAUGGACGAUAUAAAAAACCGAUGGGAAGUCACAAGUCAACAAGGUAGACGUGAAUCCCAACGUGAAGCUCGUAAAGAAGAGAUAGCUGGUAUUCGUUCACGACUCUUUAUGGGUAAACAGGGGAAAAUGAAGGAACUGUAUCAACAAGCAGUAGCUACAAGUGAACGUGUUACAAAGACGAAUCCCGUUGAGGAAAUUCAAUGCACAAUGCAUGCACGUUCUAUCAAAGAAAAGUUUGAAAGAGGAGAGCCAAUGGUAAAUUCAAAUGAUGAAGAGGACAGUAGUAGUAAACUUAAACAAGAGAAACCAGACGAAGAGGUGAUAGCAGCUGGUAUAAGUAGAAAAUCACGGUCUCUAUUUUUGGAAUUGGAUGCAACUGCUGCCAAAAGUGGAAGACCAAUGACUCCUGUUAACAACGUAAAAACUUCCACUGAAGUUCCGAGGCGAGCAAGAGAUGCAUUUAUGGGACGUCAGGUAUCGGACGAUGUGGUCCGCAGCACAGAUACUACCGAGGAAGUUAAGGUUGAGACUUCGGAAAUCUCGAACAAAUUUAAAUUUUUCGAGUCAUACAAGGAGCCGGAAAAGCAGAGAAAGCAGUUUCGAAUAACACCACCUCGUGAUGGAGAAAUUAAGAUGAAUUCACCGGAGCGUGAGAUAUAUCGUGAUCCGGAUGUGGUACGAGCGGAUGACAAAGUUGACGAAGUAGUUCACACGGACACAACAAAAAAGAUGCUCUCAAUCUUCAGACAGAUGGAGGAGAAAGCAACGAGAGAAGAUGUGCCUGAUGGACCAAAGCCGUUGAAACGAUUUACGCCACCACCUGAAGAUAAAUACGCUAAGCAAACUACUUCAGACUCGGAGAUUGAUGAUGAGGAAGAUGGCAAUGAGUCUGCUAGCGAAAAUAGUAUGGAAGAAGAAAGGAAUCCUAACUAUGUUAGAGCUUCCGAUAAGAUGGAAGACGAAUUCCUGAAGAAUGCACAAAAUGCAGCAAAAGCAAAAACACUACGGGCGAAAUUCGAGCAAUGGAAGGUGAAUGACGAGCAGACUAUCAGUGAUAAUAAUACCACUAAGUGGGAUGUAACAAGCGAACAAGUAAGCUCAGAAUCAGCAAAAAGCCUUAAAGCUCGAUUUGAAUCACUUGGUUCACAGCCUGCUGAAGUUCCACGUUCUACAAGAGUCAAAGUCAAUAGAUUUGUAAACAUCCAAACCACCGAUGCAGAUGUUUGUAAUGGUUGUCAGAAGAAGGUUUAUCCUCUAGAGAAAGUGGAAACAAAUAAUAAAAUAUUUCAUAAACAAUGUUUCCGGUGCUUACAGUGUAAUUGUGUACUCAGAAUGGAUACAUUUACAUUAAAUAAUGGAAAGCUUUAUUGUAUCUCUCAUUUUAAGCAAUUAUUUAUUGCUCGAGGUAAUUAUGAAGAAGGAUUUGGAAUUGAUCCUCACAAAAACAAAUGGAUCAGUAACUUAAAUCUUGAUUUAUCCAGCAACAAUUGCCAGACCAGUCCAAUUGCCAAUCACACUUGAAAAUUGUAUUUUCUUGCUUAUUUAAAAGAAUCAGAAAAUUCCAACUGAUGAUCUAGUGUUAAUAGUAUCAUCAAAAAAAAUUGCCGUACUUAUUUCAGACCAAGUUAAAUAAUAAAACAGCAUUUGAUAAUUUUUAUUAAGACAAUUAUAUAUAGAAUUAGCUCUAAAAGCAUGUGAGGAAAAAUUAAUUGUAUGUGUAAUUAAUGAUUUUUAUGAUAAUGACGUAUAUAAUACAUUGCCAAUUAUAUUAUAUUAAUAGUGAUAAUUUUGUACUACAUGAAAUGAAUUGUGAAAAUUAAAGAGAAAUAAAUUGAACAUU
Messenger RNA from Chelonus insularis, 4587 nucleotides. RefSeq names its product LIM domain and actin-binding protein 1. The transcript has 16 exons. Lineage: Eukaryota; Metazoa; Arthropoda; Insecta; Hymenoptera; Braconidae. The record is from RefSeq and is a predicted model, not a curated record. Gene Ontology annotation, biological process: actin filament bundle assembly. Bases 687 to 4268 code for a protein of 1193 amino acids. Gene Ontology annotation, molecular function: actin filament binding. Gene Ontology annotation, cellular component: actin cytoskeleton; plasma membrane.